Molecule: messenger RNA, 354 nt
Organism: Microthlaspi erraticum
Lineage: Eukaryota; Viridiplantae; Streptophyta; Magnoliopsida; Brassicales; Brassicaceae
Source: the annotation of a GenBank genome assembly
AUGGCAAAGAUCUCCUUCUUUCUUUUCGCUUUGGUUCUUAUCGCCUCUCUCCACGCUUAUGAAGCUCACCGCGUGGGAAGAUUCCUUGAAGAAGACUUAAAGGCCAAGAAAACGAGCGAUCAAGGUUUGCCAUCUCAAGUAGAAACGCUGAGCAACUCCGAACAGAUGCCGAGCGCCCCCGUGCUAGCCCCGGAGCUGGCCCCGACGCUGGCACCGGCUCAGGCGCCUUCUGAAAAGAAACUCAAGAAAUUCAACAGGCUAAACAUCAGGAGAUCACCUGCGAGAAACAAAAAACCAGCAUCCAUAAUCCAGUCGAUCUUGAAGGAUUUCGGAUUAAACGGAGGGAGGAAUUGA